UCAACCAGGAGGAAGAUCCCUCGAAAUCAUCGAGGCGGCUGGGAGCGGUCGGGCGCACCGUGAGGCUGGCGGUCCCGCAAGAGGACCAAGAGAUACCCGAAGCCUUUUGGGGGGGGUCCCACCCGGCUGCAGGUUGCUUACAAAAGGGAACACCCAUUUCUCCCUCAUUGAAACCACAAGAUUGGAUUUGUAUUCAGUUUUUCAAUCGUGACUAAAAGACACACUCAGUUAUGGACUGGGGAGCUCUACAAGCCAUUUUAGGAGGUGUAAACAAACACUCCACCAGCAUUGGGAAAAUCUGGCUCACUGUCCUGUUUAUUUUCCGUGUCAUGAUUCUUGUAGUUGCAGCGGAAAAUGUCUGGGGAGACGAGCAACAAGAUUUCUCUUGUAAUACCCUACAACCAGGAUGUAAAAAUGUCUGCUAUGACGAGCAUUUCCCACUUUCUCACAUUAGACUUUGGGCUCUCCAACUUAUCUUUGUCUCUACUCCUGCUCUGUUGGUGGCCAUGCACGUGGCAUUCAGAAGACAUAAGAAAAAACAGGAAUGCAGACUAAAGAAGAUGGACAUCGAAGAUCUCAAAAUGCAACGGUUUCAUAUCGAGGGUCCCCUGUGGUGGACAUACACUAGUAGCAUUUUUUUCCGAAUUAUCUUUGAAGUAGCCUUCAUAUAUAUAUUUUACUACAUAUACAGAGGCUAUCAAAUGCCUCGGGUAGUGAGAUGUACUGCUUUUCCUUGCCCAAAUACAGUCGACUGUUUUAUUUCCCGACCCACUGAAAAAACUGUAUUUACUGUUUUCAUGCUUGCGGUUUCCGGCGUUUGUAUGUUUUUAAAUGUGCUUGAAUUAUCUUAUUUAGUGAUAAAGUUUUGCACGAAGAAGUCAAGAAAUAUAAAUUCACUGCCUAUUCAUUAAAUGUGAAUAUUAUUGAUCUUUUAUUUUGUAUUAAUUGUAAACAUUAAUCAACAAUACUUCCAGUCAUCAUGAAAAUUGUAUGGAAUCUUACUUUAAUAGCCAUAAUUAUAUUGUUGGAAGAAAAGAAAAGCCAAAUUUUACUACUGAAAUUAUUCCAAGAAUGAUGCUUCUAAACAGCUAAUUAGCGUCUAAACAGCUAAUUUCUUUUUAAUGACUAGAUAAUAUUCUAAAUGCUUUUAAAUUAAUUGGCUGAUAUCCAUCUUCUAAAUUCAUUAUUUAAUACACCCCCACAAUCCUCAAACACAUCUAUAUGUGUCAGGAUCUUCCAAUAUUAAAUUUAUACAAAAGGCUUGGAUUUAAUUGUUAUUUUGGCUGGUUUAUUGGACUGUGAGAAUAUACUUAAUUCAUGACUUUUGAUGUAAUUUAUAGUUCUGUUUGUUAUACAUAUUGUUUGUUUAAUUGUUAAGAGUAUGAAUUGCUGUUUCAUAACCACUUCUCCAUUUAUUUCACUUAUAUUUCAUAAAUAUGAUUUCAAAAAAUCAUAUUUUUACUAUAUUGUUUACUCAUAACUAAAUUAUAUUUCCCAUACCUGGACAUUUGUUGUUACUGGAAAAAUUAAGUAAUACGAUGUAACCUAUAGUACUAUGCUUAAAAAAUAAAAAAUGGUGCCAAUUAAACUGUGAAA
This is a messenger RNA of Pantherophis guttatus, 1596 nucleotides long. RefSeq names its product gap junction beta-2 protein-like. Lineage: Eukaryota; Metazoa; Chordata; Lepidosauria; Squamata; Colubridae. The record is from RefSeq and is a predicted model, not a curated record. Gene Ontology annotation, molecular function: gap junction channel activity. Gene Ontology annotation, biological process: gap junction-mediated intercellular transport; cell-cell signaling. Gene Ontology annotation, cellular component: connexin complex.